AUGGAAAAUUCAAAUAGUUGGUCAAACUUGAGAAAUUUUGCAUACACAGGAAGACAAUUGCUACUUCCACCUAAAAGUAACUUCCAGUGCAUUUUUCCAUCCAAUGCCAGUUCGAUUGUCGGCUCAAAAUGUUUUCCAGAGCCUAAUGGGGGACAAGUACACCAUCAACGCACUUCAUCGGCUAGCUUGCUGUUAGAGGAACAACCCUCUUGGCUUCAGGAACUCCUUGAUGAGCCCAAGACACCUGUGCGCAGAGGUCAUCAACGUUCAUCAAGUGACUCUAUCGCAUGCUUGGACGGAGCAGCUAAGACAUUUGGAGAAGAUGGAUACAAGUUCAAAAAUAUUUCUUCUGGAGCUUCUAGGGGAUCUCCUAGCUUUGAUCAUCAUAAAGUUUUGUCACACGCUUCCUUUUAUGCAAACUCAAGCACUUCUGGUACACAACAAAAGAGGGUGUGUGAAUCAUCCUUCACUUCUGUCACUUGCUCAAACGGCCUUUUGUCUACAAGUGAUGGCAUUAGUUCUCAAAACUCAGGAUCAUCAUGCCCUCCACAGGAACCUAAUGGCCUGCCAUUUAAAGCCGUUGUAAAGAAACAUGGAGCACAUCUGGAAGGCUCUUCGAUAAGAAGAGAUUGCUUCCAUCCUAAUCCUUCAGCAUCGAGGACAGAUUCAAAACGUCCUAAGCAGCAAUUUACCCAACAAUCAUGGAUGAGGAAACUUCAAUAUAUAGAUGAACUGGAAAGAAAUGUCCAAGCUUUGCAGGAAAAAGGAUAUGAAGUUUCAGCUGCACUUGAAUUUCUCGACCAGCAAAUUCUUAUUUUGGGCAUGGAAAACAGGUCCCUCAAGCAACAGUUGGAAAGUUUAUCUCGGGAGCAAUUCAUAAAACAUUUGGAACAUGAUAUGCUACAGAGAGAAAUCGUAAGGCUUCGAUGUUCGUACGACCAGCAGCAACAACAGCAUCAACAGCAGCAACAGCAGCAGCAGCAGAAGCAUUCUACUCAUCGUUGA
Alnus glutinosa is the source of this 1005-nucleotide messenger RNA. RefSeq lists its product as uncharacterized. Gene Ontology annotation, molecular function: DNA-binding transcription factor activity. The coding region runs from base 1 to 1005 and encodes 334 amino acids. NCBI's taxonomy places the organism in Eukaryota, Viridiplantae, Streptophyta, Magnoliopsida, Fagales, Betulaceae. Gene Ontology annotation, biological process: regulation of DNA-templated transcription. The record is from RefSeq and is a predicted model, not a curated record. The transcript is spliced from 4 exons.